CCACCACGGCUCACAUCGCACCCACCUUCACCAUGGAGAGCCGCUGGUCAUCCUACGGCCGCCGCUCCAGCCCCACUGUCUCAUCAUGGAGCCCCACAGCGCGGCCCCGUCCCCGCAGCGCUCACCCCACACCCCACACAUCGAGCAGGAUGGAUUUCUCUAUGGCCAACCUCCUCAACUCGGAGUUCAGGGAGACCCGAACCAACGAGAAGGUGGAGAUGAUGGAGCUGAACGACCGCUUCGCCAGCUACAUUGAGAAGGUCCGGCUGCUGGAGCAGCGCAAUAAGGUGCUGGUGCUGGAGCUGAACCGGGUGCGGGAGCAGGAGCCGACCCGUCUGGCUGACGUGUACCAGGAGGAGCUGCGGGAGCUGCGGCGCCGCGUGGAGCUGCUGGGCACCGCCAAGGCCCGCGCCGAGGUGCAGAGGGACGGCCUGGCUGAGGAGCUGGGGAGCCUGCGGGACAAGCUGCAGCAGGAGGUCACCCUGCGGCUGGAGGCUGAGAGCACCCUGGCUGCAUACCGGCAGGAUGUUGAUGCUGCUGCCCUGGCUCGCCUCGACCUGGAGCGUCGCGUGGGGACCCUGCAGGACGAGGUGGCCUUCCUGCAGAAGGUGCACGAGGAGGAGCUGCGGGAGCUGCAGGAGCAGCUGGCCCAGCACCGGGUGCACGUGGAGGUGGACGCCAGCAAGCCAGACCUGACGGCAGCGCUGCGUGACAUCCGCACUCAGUACGAGUCCAUCACCGUCACUAACCUGCAGGAGGCCGAGGAGUGGUACAAAUCCAAGUUUGCAGACCUGACGGAUGCAGCUGCCCGCCAUGCAGAGGCCCUGCGUGCGGCCAAGCAUGAGGCCAACGAGUACCGGCGGCAGCUCCAGGCCCUCACCUGUGACCUGGAGGCUCUGCGGGGCUCGAACGAGUCCCUGGAGCGGCAGCUGCGGGAGCUGGAGGAGCGCUACGCGCUGGAGACGUCCGCCUACCAGGACACAGUGGGGCGGCUGGAGGAGGACAUCCGCGGCCUGAAGGAGGAGAUGGCCCGGCAGCUGCGGGAGUACCAGGAGCUGAUGAACGUCAAGCUGGCCCUGGACAUUGAGAUUGCGACCUACAGGAAGCUGCUGGAGGGCGAGGAGAGCAGGAUCACCGUCCCUGUGCAGAGCUUCUCCAACCUGCAGAUCCGAGAAACAAGCCUGGACACCAAAUCUGUGUCAGAAGCUCAUUUGAAGAGAAGCAUUGUGGUCAAAACAGUGGAGACAAGAGAUGGAGAGGUGAUCAAGGAGUCCAAGCAGGAGCACAAGGAGGUGGUGUAGAGUGUGUGAUUCAUAGCCACGCUUGUAGCUGUAGCUCCAUAGAUCCCACCCGAUGCUGCGAUGGAGCCCUGUGGUGGGGCCACAGCCACAGGAGAAACCCACCCUCACCUCUCCCACCACCCCAUGCCCCAGGGACUCCUGUGCUGGUCUGGCCAGGGCUGAGAUCUGGGGGCAUUGCUCCACACUUCCCACCUUGCUGGUGCAGGAGACCACCUUGAGCAUCCCAACCAUGUCCUGAGCAUCCCUGGGAGGGCUGGGGGGAACACAGCACCGCAUGGUCAGGGAUGUUUUCCUGUUGCCAAGCAGCAGUUGGGCUUAGCCAAGGCAGGAGGAAGAGGAGGAUGGAGCAUAUGGGGAGGCAGGUCGAUGUUGGGAUGGGGAGAAGGGUGAUGGUGUGGGGUCUGAGCAGGGUGCCUGGGGGUACAGAGUGGUUGUGGGGCUGGAGCAGCAAUGGGCACAGCAGGGUGGGAGUCUUUGUUGGCUUUUCCAGGGCACGGUGCCAUGGGACUGUUCUGACCCUAAUGGUGUGUCCCCCACCACGGUGCUCCUAUCUCCAGAGAUGCAGAGACAGUCAGGGGGCUCAUGGCCCGAGCCCAGCUCUGCACAGGCAUUCUCGAGGGGCUGGAAGAAAUCUUGUCCCUCAGCUCCACGUGGCCCUGUCUCCUGUGCUCUCUCCCAGUGCAUGUCACCCACCUGGGGCCCCUGCAGACCCAAUACUCACUUUGUUUUAGCCACUGACCAUGAGCUAAACGUGCCCUGCUGCCACCUAAUGCAGCAGCACCCACUCACCAGCAAUCCCCUUGCCCUAUAACGUGAGCCCAUAGGUUGCUACAUGGGUACUGCCUCCUCACCCUGCUUAUCUCCACAUCCUCUAGCUCAGCACAGAGCUUUGCAGCUCCUAAUUCCACAGGGACUGUUCCCAGGGCAGGAUGUGUUAUAGAGUGAUAGUGCUGCGGGUCACUUUGUCCCCCAUGAGCUGGAUGGAGCUUUGCAGCCCUUAUUGCUACUGGAUUAAUGCCCUAAUGUUGCAACAACACGAGAUGCGAAAUAAAGCCUAACACAAGUGCUA
Molecule: messenger RNA, 2370 nt
Organism: Coturnix japonica (Japanese quail)
Lineage: Eukaryota; Metazoa; Chordata; Aves; Galliformes; Phasianidae
Gene: GFAP
Product: glial fibrillary acidic protein
Biological process (GO): intermediate filament organization; regulation of chaperone-mediated autophagy
Cellular component (GO): intermediate filament; cell projection; cytoplasm
Molecular function (GO): structural constituent of cytoskeleton
Source: RefSeq, a predicted model, not a curated record